CAUGCCCCUACGUUACAGUCGCUGUAUCUGCAAUCCACACGGACUGCAAAGCUCACUGUGACCGUUGCUACUCAGUUUUCUGAAAUAUGGCACCGACCGGAGAUGUGACGUUUGGCAGUGGUACUCGAGUGUGCGCUGUAAACCGCCUGCGCUGGGACCUGACCCCGGAGCAAAUACAUCAGCUCUCAGAUGAGCUUAUUGUCAAGACCAAAAAGGUGUAUGACUGUGUUGGGGCCCUGGACCUGGACACGGUUUCCUAUGAAAACACCCUGAAAGCACUCGCUGAUGUGGAGGUGGAGUACACAGUUGAGCGCAACAUGCUGGACUUCCCGCAGCAUGUGUCAUCCUCCAAGGAUGUGCGCACGGCCAGCACCGAUGCCGACAAGAAGCUGUCGGAGUUUGAUGUAGAGAUGAGCAUGAGGGAGGAUGUCUACCAGAGGAUUGUGGCACUGGAGGAGAAGGUGGACCAUGACACACUCACUCGUGAGUCCCGUCGGUACAUGGAGAGGCUGAUCAAGCUGGGCAGAAGGAAUGGCCUCCACCUGCCCAAAGAGACACAGGAUGAAAUCAUGAGGAUCAAAAAGAAGCUGAGCAACUUGUGCAUUGACUUCAACAAGCACCUGAACGAGGACACCACCAGUUUGUCCUUCACCAGAGAGGAGCUGGGCGGUCUUCCUGAGGACUUCCUGAGCUCUUUGGAGAAGGAUGGAGACAAAUUGAAGAUCACUCUCAAGUACCCUCACUACUUCCCCACCAUGAAGAAGUGCUUCAUUCCUGAGACCCGCAAGAAGCUGGAGGAGGCCUUCAACUCGCGCUGCAAAGAGGAGAACUCAGCCAUUCUGAAGGAGCUGGUGCAGCUGAGGGCCCAGAAGAGCUCCCUUCUGGGCUUUGUGACCCACGCUGACUUUGUCCUGGAGAUGAACAUGGCCAAGUCUGGCAAGAAGGUUGCUGGCUUCCUAGAGGAUCUGUCCCAUAAACUGAAGCCCCUUGGAGAGGAAGAGCGGAAAGUCAUCCUCCAGCUGAAGGAGAAGGAGUGCCAGAAGAGAGGUCUGCCCUUCACUGGGGAGCUACACGCCUGGGACACACGCUACUUCAUGACCCAGGUGGAGGAGACCCAGUAUGCGGUUGACCAGAACCAACUGAAGGAGUACUUCCCCAUGGAAGUCGUGACUCACGGCCUUCUGGACAUCUACCAGGAGUUGCUCAACCUCACGUUUGACCUGGUGGAGGGCGCCCCUGUGUGGCACGAGGACGUCACCCUGUACUGCGUUAAGGACCGUACCUCUGGCACGGUGGUGGGCCAGUUCUACCUGGAUCUCUUCCCGAGAGAGGGGAAGUACGGUCACGCCGCCUGCUUUGGCCUGCAGCCCGGCUGUCUGUUGUCCGAUGGGACCCGGCAGAUGGCGGUGGCGGCCAUGGUGGCCAACUUCAGCAAGCCCACGGCCGACGCCCCCUCCCUGCUGCAGCACGACGAGGUGGAGACCUACUUCCAUGAGUUCGGCCACGUCAUGCACCAGCUCUGCGCUCAGGCCAACUUUGCCAUGUUCAGUGGGACUCACGUGGAGCGGGACUUUGUGGAGGCACCCUCCCAGAUGCUGGAGAACUGGGUGUGGGAGAAAGAACCCCUGCAGCGCAUGUCCAAACAUUACAAGACUGGUGCCCCCAUCCCAGACGUCCUGCUGGAGAAACUCAUGAAGUCCCGCCUGGCCAACACUGGUUUGUUUAACCUGCGUCAGAUUGUCCUGGCAAAGGUGGACCAGGCCCUCCACACCAAGAACGGCCUGGACCCGGCUGAGGAGUACGCCCGGCUGUGCCAGGAGAUCCUGGGCGUGCCUGCAUCCCCAGGAACCAACAUGCCUGCCACGUUUGGCCACUUAGCAGGUGGUUACGAUGCCCAGUACUACGGUUAUCUGUGGAGUGAAGUCUUCUCCAUGGACAUGUUUUAUGCCCGCUUCAAGCAGGAGGGCAUCAUGAACCCCAAGGUGGGGCUUGACUACAGAAAGUGUAUCCUAAUGCCAGGAGGCUCUGAAGAUGCUGAAGUGAUGCUCAAGAACUUCCUAGGGAGGGAGCCAAAGCAAGAAGCUUUCCUCCUGAGCAAAGGACUAACGGUGGAGCUGGAGCAGGGCACCCCAUGUGCCUGUUGAUUACAGCCAAGGCAACGUGGACGCCCCUCAACCAGUCAUAUACCUAGGAUACGGGCACAAAAGGACUGACAUUUUUUUGUAGAAAGAAAUUCAUGAGAACAUGAAUUGAUAAAGACAAGCAUUUCAAGUUGUUUCCCGCUGUUUAGUUUUUAGUUUGGAGAUUUUAAUUAUGCAAGUGCAUUCUGAUACGAUUGAGCAAAACACAUUAACAAAGAAUUUUACCCACA
Molecule: messenger RNA, 2371 nt
Organism: Esox lucius (northern pike)
Lineage: Eukaryota; Metazoa; Chordata; Actinopteri; Esociformes; Esocidae
Gene: thop1
Product: thimet oligopeptidase 1
Exons: 14
Coding region: 87-2144 (685 amino acids)
Biological process (GO): proteolysis; peptide metabolic process
Cellular component (GO): mitochondrial intermembrane space
Molecular function (GO): metalloendopeptidase activity
Source: RefSeq, a predicted model, not a curated record